Messenger RNA from Taeniopygia guttata (zebra finch), 1498 nucleotides. Lineage: Eukaryota; Metazoa; Chordata; Aves; Passeriformes; Estrildidae. The record is from RefSeq and is a predicted model, not a curated record.
UCAGCAUGAAUUGUCCUUAAUUUCUUAAUAAUUCAUAUGUGAUCUAUUCCUUUAAUCUUUCUCAGAGAAAAUACUGUGAAAGAAAUGGAGUAUCAGAUAGUGCAGGGAGACUGAAUUCCGCCCUGUUCCUUGCAGGCAGUCCUUCUGUACAAUGCUAGCUUUGUGUUUAUCUGAGAACUGAACCUUCUACAGGUGUCUCAAGUUGCAGGGAGAAGCCAGGCCUCCUUCCCCCAGCAAGGACAGGGAGCAGGCUCUGGCCAAGGCCUGUGCUGCUCUUGCUCCUUCUCCCUGUGCCCAGGGUUUGCUCUCUUCUUCCCAGGAGCCGCUGUGCCCAGGUGCGGGAGUGCGCAGCCGAGCUCCUCCUGUCUUUGAUGGAGAGAAUGGGAGUCACAAAGCUCGCAGACACCCCCAGGGUUGAGAUGCUGGCACACGUGGCAGGGAAGCUUGCACAGGACUGUCACCAGGACACAAGGCAUUUUGGACAGGAGAUGGUGAAGGUGUUUCUGAGUCACCAAAAAUUGAAAAUGCUUUUGGAACGAUCUCUUUCCACCCGUGACCUGGAAGACAUUCUGACAAGAAUUAAGAAGAAGGGGAUGGAAAACCAGAAGAGUGAAUGCCCAUCUGUCAAGGAGCCGGUGGAGAAGAGGAAUGAUGGCCCGAAGAAGCCCCAGGACACGAUGCCUUCUAGCAAACGGGUGGAGUCUACUUCUGAUGGACGCCUAUUACACCGUGCGAAAGCCCAGGUCACGUUACCUGCAGCUGUGGAAGAGAUGGAUAUGCUCCAGAAGCUUUACCAUCUCCUGCAAGCCAAGGGGUUUCAGACACGGCUGGAAGGAGUGGCACUCCUCCUAGAGCUGUGCAAAAGCAGCCCCCAGCUAAUCUCCAAGAACAUUGUCCAAAUUUUUGAUUAUUUUGUCCUGAGAAUAUGUGACAGCCACAAGAAAGUGAGGCAGAAGGCGCUGGACGUGCUGGCUGAAAUCAUAGGCCUCCUGGAUGAUGCCAUGAACCCUGUGAUGAUCCGCUUGGUAGAAGGAAUAGCAAAGAACCUGAGCUCAAAUGAUCCCGGGGUUCAUGCUGCAGCUGUGAGAGCACUGGAAGAAUCCGUUGCUCAUUUAGAUAAAGUAUCACUGAUGAAAGAGUUCAGCCACCAAUGGAGCCAACUGAGCGGCCAAGCUCUGCUGGAUGUCGCAGAGUGUAUCGCAGAGCUUGUGGAGUGGGUUUAUGCCAGGAGCCCUGAAGUCGUCCAGCGCUAUGCCCUGCCCGUGCUCUGGUCCUUCCUGGACAACAAAGCGCUGCCUGUCCGCAGUGCCAACAUCCGCACUGUGGCCACCAAGCUUGCCCUGGCCCUCUACGAGGCGAUGGGCAACAAGCUGAAGAAAUGUGCAGCCAGCAAGCCUCCACACAUGCGGGAGAACCUCUCCAACAUUUUGUACUGGUGAAGGCAGGAUGUUCUCCAGGAAGAUGACCAAGUGCUGAGUUGGACACCUCCGGAUUUGAC